This is a messenger RNA of Penicillium odoratum, 4044 nucleotides long. RefSeq names its product transcription factor domain-containing protein. The transcript is spliced from 9 exons. Gene Ontology annotation, molecular function: flavin adenine dinucleotide binding; DNA binding; N,N-dimethylaniline monooxygenase activity. Bases 1 to 4044 code for a protein of 1347 amino acids. Lineage: Eukaryota; Fungi; Ascomycota; Eurotiomycetes; Eurotiales; Aspergillaceae. Gene Ontology annotation, biological process: DNA-templated transcription. The record is from RefSeq and is a predicted model, not a curated record.
AUGCCUGGAACUGACAAGAUUCAUAAGCGCCAUGCCUACGGCAAAGAUGCCCAUACCUACUACCCGGUGCUCAUCGUUGGUGCUGGUGAAUCGGGAGUAGCAAUGGGCUGCAGGCUCAAGGCGGUCCUAGGAACAGAUCAAUUUCGGAUUUUUGAACGACAGUCAGGAAUUGGAGGCACUUGGUGGAUUAACCGGUAUCCGGGUGUCGCGUGUGAUAUCCCGGCGGCUUUAUACUCGUUUUCCUUUUCUCCCAAGCUGGAUUGGUCGACGGUACACCCUUCUGGUGCAGAACUUGUGCAGUACUUCGCAGAUGUAUGCGAGAAGUAUCAGAUCGUUGACAAAAUUCAAUUCCACACCGAUGUGAAGCAGCUCCGAUGGGUGGAAGAGGAUGAAGAAUGGGAAGUCAUUCUUUCCCACCUGGUUCCUGGAACCGGAGAUCUUUCUCAGUAUGAACGUGACCAGCUCGCUGCCAAAGAAGGCCAACACCGUGUGUAUAUUAAAACGGAGAUGGUGCGAGCUAAAGUUGUUGUGAGUGGAGUGGGAGGACUCGUUGAACCCAAGACAUGGCCAAAUGGCAUCCCUGGUAUUGAGGAGUUUCAGGGAGAGAUUACACACACUGCUAGGUGGAACGGUGAUAUCGACUUUCGGGACAAGGAUGUGGUUGUGGUCGGCUCGGGCUGCAGUGCAGCACAAGUCAUUCCUGAGCUGGUGAAAGACGGCGAGGUGCGCUCUAUCACACAGCUGAUGCGAACACCUCCUUGGGUCCAACCAGAUCUUCUAUCAUCCAGUGAACUCGCCCAGUGGGAAAAGUGGGGACCGACCUUGAUGACCAAUGUCCCUGGCCUUGCACGCCUCGCACGCUACGCUGUAUUCUGGGGCUGCGAGCGCAACUGGUAUUCCAUGUUAAGUAAUAAUAUCUAUGGUCGCUGGCAGAAAAAUCAGGUUGAGAAAAGAUUCCUUGACAAUAUGCGCGCCUACGCGCCAAAUGAGUAUCAUGAAAUUCUUGCGCCGAACUAUAGCCUCGGAUGCAAGCGUCGCAUUAUCAACAAUGAUUGGUAUAAAAGUUUAAAUGAGCCAAACGUUGAGCUCACAACACAGCCAUUGAGUCGCGUCAAGGCGAAAAGUGUUAUCCUAGCACCUGGGAAUCAUUAUCCAACCGCCACGACCAAGACAAUCGACGAACCCCGGGAGAUACCGGCAGAUGUGAUUAUCCUAGGAAAUGGUUUCGAGACCAACCAGUGGCUGCAUCCAUUGAAGGUCGUUGGUAAGGCGGAGAAGGACAUGCAAGAUUACUGGAACGAGCGCGGGGGUGCGCAGGCAUAUCUUGGAAUUGCCAUGGAUCAUUUCCCCAACUUCUUCAUGCUCUUUGGCCCAAACACAGCAACAGGCCAUACCAGUGUAAUAUUCGCCACUGAAAAUGCGGUCAAUUACUCAUUGAAAUUCAUCAAGCCCAUUUUGGACGGACGGGUCAGCUCAUAUGAAGUCAAGGAGGCAGUGGCACGAUCGUGGGGACAGCAGGUGCAGGAUGGACUGCAGAAAACGGUCUUCCGGCGCGGUUUGUGCUCAAGUUGGUAUAUCACUGCAGAUGGUUGGAACUCCAGUACUUAUCCAUACACCCAACUUCACUACUGGUACCGAUGUACUUUCCCUGUAUGGAAUGAUUGGACUGCCAUACCAACGCGGAAAGGUGUGAUUCUUCGGCGAGUUCACAAGGCUUUUAGAUCUUCUGUAAUUCUUGGACUUCUCGGUGGACUCGUUUGGUUACGCCAAAAGCCACAGUAUCAACACCAAUUGGUGCAGACUCUCCUGGCAGGCAAGGACUGGAUUCUAUCAGGGAGUAUGAUGGCUUCUGAAUCGCCUCAGAUGGAUAUGACACCCCCGAGUGCGGAUCCCGGUGAUCAGGCCACAAGUCCGGCUACAGAUUCAGCCAAGAGAAAGGCGGAACAGGGCAACGGAACUCAGACGCGCGCAAAGCGGAAUCGCUACAUUUCUAUCGCAUGCGCCGCAAGAUCAAAUGCAAUGGACAAGUCCCGUGUCAACGAUGUGGACAUCUUAAUCUGGAAUGCCGAUAUGCGCCAAAUUGCUGCAACAACAACUUCAAAGACUCGGACGACGCUGCAAGAUCAGGUCAAUAAUCUUUUUAGCAACCUCAACGAACUUCGGUCUCAGAAACCCAGUUUUGAGAGUCCUUCAUUUGAUCACCUGUCCCGUGAUGGAUCCUCCCACUCAGCGUUCACUCCGCUGCCUGGUGGAAUGCCGAAGGUUCGAUCUAGGCAUCCGCGCUUCCACGGGCCAACGAGCUCAGCAUUCAACUUUGACGUUGCCAAAACAAGUCUUCAAAGUAUGGGUAUCACGCCGGCAGAGGAUGUGAUAGCUGACGACUUGACCACGGCACAUGUUACGCCGGCCGGUUCGCCGCCUCCGAUGGGCCCUCUUGUUUCCACUAUUCAUCCGACCAAGGAUCCUCUCUGGACCGUUCGCCGUGAGGAGACUAUACGUCUAUGUAGAGUCUAUGAAGAAGAGAUUGGGAUCAUGUAUCCCGUGGUCGACAUCACUACAGUCAUCAACCAGGCAAACCUACUCUACACAUUUAUGGAAGCCGCCACACGCACUGGUUUUGCGCAACGGGGUUUCCCUGGAGCCGACAGUCUUAAUGAUGAAAGUUCAAUUCUUCUGAAGCUUAUAAUCGCGACCACACUCGUUGUGGAAGGAGGUGGGAAAAGCGACCUCGGCAAACGGCUAUAUCUGAGUGUGAAGCCUGUGGUUGAAUCUAAGCUAUGGGAGCCGAAUGACAUCAAGAACAUUCAGCUCUUCGCUAUAGUGGCUACUUAUCAUUUUCAUACCGAUGACGACGCUAUGGCCUACCGACUGAUUGGCUUGGCUGCGCGCAUGUGCUUGGAGAUGGGUUUCCACCGUCGAGACGCUUUGUUGAAAUCAUUCCCCAACGAAGAUCAAUGGAACGAAAUUACUCGCAUAUUUUGGUCAGUCUACAGUUUGGACCGACGGUGGAGCUUGGGUACUGGGCUGCCAUUUGUGAUCCAGGACGAGGACAUUGACCCGAACCUACCAGAGCCGGACUCAUCACUGCCCUAUUUGCGGUGUAUGAUUUCAUAUAAUCGAAUCAGCUCCAAGAUUUGGUAUUCUGGUUUAGGCUCAGAAGGAACGACAGAUAUUCGACGCGAUGAGAUCGGUUAUCUGGACUAUCAGGUUUUACAGUGGUAUAAGCAGGUACCGGAUGAACUGAAAUUCUACCCUGUGGAGUCUCCCAAGAACGGAGAAGCUGCAAGCCGUGGCAUGAGGCGACUUCGGAUUCUACUGUAUCUGCGAAUGAACCAGCUCCGCAUCCUGAUCUACCGUCCAGUGCUUCACUCUGCGGCAAGUAUCGCUGAGGAUCGGGGCCAUGCUCAGACUGUGGUUGAUAUUGCAAAGGACACUGUUCGUGUCCUGACACGACUGAACCAGAUGUCUGAUAUUUACCGUACCCAGCAGAUCACCUUUAACUACUUCCUUGUCGCUGCACUAGCGGUACUAUUCCUUGCUGUGUGUCAUGCACCUGCCGAGUUCAACCGGCAAGUCCGGGACGAAUUCUACAUGGCUUUGGAUUUGAUCAACGGGUUCAGUACCAAAUCAUUUGUAUCCAAACGACUAUGGAAGACCAUUAGAGGCCUUCGCAUGAUUGGAGAGAAACUAGGAGUCUUGGCCCGUCCCUUUGGCACUAAUUCUAAUGAUCCCCACUCUACCGCAGCUGUGGCCAUGGCAGGCCUUGCUGGACAUUCGAUCGAUGAUCUCUCUGCCUAUGGGCCAAUGAAUGGGAUAGAUGAGCUCGGGAAUAGCCCGUUGAAUGGUGUACAGAUGAGCCACGAGCUGACAAAUCUGUUUGAAGCUGUUGGUUCAUUUGGCAGCUACCUACCUGGAUCGAGUGGUCCUGAGGGUAUCAAUGGGUUUGUUGGUGCAGAUGGAGAGAUACAGAAUACCGGCGAAGGGCUUUCGGGGAUUUUGGGAGGCGAGGAAGAGUUUUCUCGUAUCCUCCGUGACUUAUUUUGA